Messenger RNA from Penicillium atrosanguineum, 2994 nucleotides. RefSeq names its product DNA ligase (ATP) DNL4. Gene Ontology annotation, biological process: DNA recombination; nucleotide-excision repair, DNA gap filling; DNA biosynthetic process. Bases 1 to 2994 code for a protein of 997 amino acids. The record is from RefSeq and is a predicted model, not a curated record. Gene Ontology annotation, molecular function: ATP binding; DNA binding; DNA ligase (ATP) activity. Gene Ontology annotation, cellular component: DNA ligase IV complex. The transcript is spliced from 7 exons. Lineage: Eukaryota; Fungi; Ascomycota; Eurotiomycetes; Eurotiales; Aspergillaceae.
AUGGAUUCCGACGAGAUAUUGCCGGAACCACGGGUUGUGGAGGAGAACCUGGAUGAGAAAUAUCCGAACCGCCCCCGCAACAGCUCCUCGACACUCCCAUUCCACGAGCUGUACCUGAACCUGUUCCACCCUCUCAGCCAGAUCAAAAAGAAACCAGCCACCACUGCGCCUUCAAGACGCAAGGUCGGCCCUCAUAAUAAAAGCGCGACACAAUUAAGCCCAUACGAGCUCCGUCGCGAUGUCAUCGCCCGCUUCAUUUCACGAUGGCGCAAAGAGGUCGGUAACGACAUUUAUCCAGCCUUUCGGCUGAUUCUGCCCGACAAGGAUAGGGACCGCCCUAUGUACGGUUUGAAGGAAAAGGUUAUUGGAAAGAUGCUCGUGAAGAUCAUGAAGAUCAACAAGGAAUCAGAGGAUGGCUACAAUCUGUUGAACUGGAAGCUACCAGGACAGUCUUCGACACGCAUGGCCGGAGAUUUUGCAGGAAGGUGCUAUGAUGUCCUUUCCAAACGGCCAAUGAGGACAGAACCGGGGGACAUGUCUAUCGAGGAGGUAAAUGAGAAGCUGGACAAGCUAGCCGCAACUUCGAAGGAAGACGAGCAGAUUCCCAUCCUGGCCGAGUUCUACCGGCGCAUGAACCCAGAAGAGCUGAUGUGGCUCAUUCGAAUAAUUCUGCGCCAGAUGAAAGUCGGAGCGUCGGAGCGCACGAUGUUUCACAUGUGGCAUCCAGACGCCGAGAAUCUGUACACCGUCUCUAGCAGCUUGCGGCGCGUGUGCUGGGAGCUGUAUGACCCUAAUAUCCGACUUGAAGCAGCGGAUCGUGGCAUUACACUAAUGCAGUGCUUCCAACCUCAGCUGGCUCAGUUCCAGAUGCAUUCGUUCGACAAAAUGAUUAUGCGAAUGCAACCUACAGAGGAAGAUCCUGUGUUCUGGAUUGAAGAGAAAUUGGACGGCGAAAGGAUGCAGCUCCACAUGGCCCCUGACGACACGAUCGCGGGUGGCCGAAGAUUUGCAUUUUGGUCUCGAAAAGCGAAGGAAUAUACAUACCUCUACGGAGAAGGGAUAUAUGAUGACAAGGGAGCUUUGACGAGGCAUUUGAAAGAUGCGUUUGUGGAUGGGGUGCAAAGUCUCAUUCUGGACGGUGAGAUGGUUACCUGGGAUCCUGAGCAAGAUGCUCCUGUGGCCUUUGGCACGCUGAAAACCGCGGCAUUAGCUGAGCAACGGAAUCCAUUUACAACUGGACCUAGGCCAAUGUUCCGUGUCUUUGACAUUUUGUAUCUGAAUGGGGAAGACUUGACGAAGUAUACUCUUCGCGAUCGUCGCAACGCUUUAAAAGUUAUCCGCCCUGUUCACCGACGAUUCGAGAUUCAUCCUUAUCAAGAGGCGACCACGACUGCAGAAAUCGAGGCAUGCCUGCGAAACGUUGUCGCCGAAGCCUCAGAAGGUCUCGUGUUGAAGAACCCGCGAUCUCAAUACCGAUUGAACGAGCGCCACGAUGACUGGAUGAAAGUGAAGCCAGAGUACAUGACCGAAUUUGGCGAGUCGCUUGAUUUAGUCGUUGUGGGCGGAUACUACGGACAGGGCCAUCGUGGAGGCCAUUUGGGGAGCUUCCUAUGUGGGUUGCGUGUUGAUGAUCCCAAAUCUUCCCAGCCGAUGAAAUGCUGGUCAUUUUGUAGGGUUGGCGGAGGUUUCACUGCGGCUGAUUAUCAAGAAAUUCGGCAUCACACGGACGGCAAGUGGAUGAAAUGGGAUCCGAAGAAGCCUCCUACUGAUUUUAUCGAAUUGUCUGGUGGAGAUGCUCAAAAUGAAAGACCAGACAUGUGGAUCAAGCCAUCUGACUCGGUUGUCGUCUGUGUUAAGGCGGCCUCCGUUGGUGUCAGUGACAUGUUUCGCAUGGGUCAGACCUUGCGGUUCCCACGAUUUAAGAAACUCCGCAAGGAUAAGAACUGGAAAAGCGCGUUGUCUAUCCAAGAAUUUUUGGACCUUAAGUCCAAUGUGGAGCAAGAGCAUCAGGAGAAAGAGUUCAACAUUGAUAACUCGAGAAGGAAGCGCGUCAAGCGGACAGUAAAGAAACCUUUGACUAUUGCUGGGUAUGAUGAGAAGGACAAUGCGCAGUAUAUUGGGCCUUCUGGUCGUAUCUUUGACCAACUCAAUUUCUUUAUAAUGACCGACGCAAGUGUUCCAGAGAAGAAAUCAAAGGGCGAGCUUGAGCAGCUGGUAAAAGCCAACGGGGGCAAGAUAUAUCAGACCAACACCGCGGCCCCAAACACGAUUUGCAUUGCUGAGAGAAGGACCGUCAAGGUGGCUUCAUUGCUGAAAAGCGCAAACUCCAAUAUUGUGAAGCCAUCUUGGUUGAUUGACUGUGUCAAGCAAAACGAGAAGGAUGCAGGAUUACCGGACCUAAUCCUUCCCUUUGAGCCCAGACACAUGUUCUUCAUCAUGGAAGAUCGAGACGAAGAAAUCAACAUCAACGUCGACCCUUUCAACGACAGCUAUGCUCGCGACACGCACGUUGACGAGCUUAAAGAAAUCCUUAACCAAAUGGAAAUCACCCAACAGCAAAACAACAACCCUCUCGACCCACACACCCUCCACAAGGUCGAAUCUCACAUACAGACAAAGAUCGACUCAGGAUACACCGCACCCUGCGGCUGGCUCUUCCGUGGUCUUAGAUUUUUCUUUUGCUCACAAGCUCCCCAAGCCAGUGGACAAGAGACCUCUCACAAGACCCAAGUCGAGGACGCUGCUCUUUGCCUCGCGCGCAAUACUGCCAGAUUCGCAUCCGCGCAUAUCGCAACCUCACUCAAAGACCCGGACGUAACUCAUAUCAUCGUCAACACAAACACUUUGUCGCGGGAGGAUAUCGCUUCCCUACGGGGAUCGUUAGCUGCUAGACCCGGAAACAAGAUCCCGCAUCUCGUCUCGAUGGACUGGGCUCAAGAGAGCUGGAAGAAUGGGACGCUCUUGGAUGAGGAACGGUUCUCAGUAUCUCGAUAG